Molecule: messenger RNA, 3451 nt
Organism: Prionailurus viverrinus (fishing cat)
Lineage: Eukaryota; Metazoa; Chordata; Mammalia; Carnivora; Felidae
Product: zinc finger protein 25-like
Biological process (GO): regulation of transcription by RNA polymerase II
Molecular function (GO): DNA-binding transcription factor activity; RNA polymerase II cis-regulatory region sequence-specific DNA binding
Source: RefSeq, a predicted model, not a curated record
UCAUUUCUGUUGGCACAAAACUAAGUUAAUGUCAUAAUGUGACUGACCAGGAAAUCACUGCAUAUUCAGUGCAUAUUCCCUAGUGAAAGGAGUUAUUUUAUACUAUUAGCAUAAAAUGAGUAAAAAAAAAAAUCUCAGACUGUGCACUCACAUUAAACUUUUCUUUCUUUUGGGCAAUGGUAUGUGUGGUACUAGUUUUCUGUUUAAGCCUAUACGUAUUUUCUCCUUAUUACAAAUUUCACGUGUCAUUUGCAUAAUUUUGAAAACUAGCAUUCCUAAGAUAAAAGUCAGAUGUUAGUGGACAUUAUUUGAAUGUAUUGUUGUACUUGGUUCCAAGUACUUGAUCGAUAUUCGCACCGCUUCCGGGUAGUUAUCUGUUUUCAAGCCCUCUGACUGUGGGCUGCCACUUGUCACUGCUGUCACUGUGAGUAAUCACGGGGGGGAGCGUCCCGAAAAUCCCAGCAGCGCUCAGGCGGCUAGAGGAGGCCAGGCCGUAUUAUCAUAUGUCAUCCAAAGUGGAGUUGCUAUCGAGGCUUCUGGGAAGCGUAGUUCCAGAGUGAGGCGCGCGGGGCUUUUGGGCAUGCGCAAUUCCACCUCCUUUUGAUAGUCGCCAUCUUCUGUCUCCUGCCCCAGGGCGGGAUAGGACUCCGGGGCCUGCAGGUCUCCGCGGUGCGGCAGAGGGCGGGGCCUGGAACCUGCGCGGGCCGGGAGCGGUGGCCGAGCCCCUGCAGGUGUGUCGGAGGCCCCUCUGCGGGUGCGAGGCCGGGGGCGGGGGGAAGCCGGGUCUCCGCGGCAGCGACGAGUCGGAGAACUUGGAAGGCGCCGCCCCCCUCUGAGCGCCCGGCUGGCCUCCGAGGACUGGGGAGGGGGCCGGGCAGGGGGCUUGGCGGGGAAGCCCGUUGUCCACCUGCCGCCCCUCCCCAGAAGCCUGGCUCUCGAGCUGCGGAGCCGGGCGGCCCGAGGUGGCCUGGGGCGCGGGAGCAGCGGGGAGGGACGCGGGGGGAACGGCUGUUGUGACGUGGACCCCGGGCCCGCCGCGUCCGCGCUGGCGUGGCUGCUGGCGUGGCUGUCGGCGCCGCGGCCGUGUCAGCCCGGGGGACCUGCGCGCGUCCGGCGCCCGCCACUUAACUGGGCAGGAUGACCUGGGUACGACUCGGACAUUCAUCUGUAAAAUAACCACACUAACUACUGGGGUUGUUUGCUGUAUUAAAUAGGGCCGUAUAUAUAAAGUUUGAUAAGGACUCAAUAAAGGUGAUUCCUGAGCGGCAAGAUAAGGUCUCUUAAGACUUCUGUCUUCCACCUUUCCCUGUUCUGGCUUCAUAGUUUUUAUCCUUUCCCAAGAGCAGCAGAAAAUGAACAAGUAUCAGGGACCUGUAACAUUCAAGGAUGUUAUUGUGGAAUUCACCCGGGAGGAGUGGCAGUUACUGGACGCUGCUCAGAGGACCCUGUACAAGGAAGUGAUGCGGGAGAACUACGGUCACCUAGUCUCAGUGGGUUACUGUGUGAAUAAGCCAAAUGCAGUCUUCAAGCUGAAGCAAGGAAAAGAACCGUGGAUACUGGAGGUGGAAUUUCCACGUCGGAACUACCCAGAAGACCUUUGGAAGAUUCAUGACUUAGGAGCAAGAUCCCAGGGAAGCCAAGCUGCAAAUUCAAGGAACGGAGGACUCACAAAACACCAGCAAACUCCUGCCAGAGAGAAAAUCUAUAAAUGUAGUGAAUGUGGAAAGUCCUUCUGCCAGAAGUCUAUCCUCCUAAUACAUCAGCAUACUCACUCAAAGGACAAACCCAGGGCAUGUGGGACAUCGGGCCCUAGGAAUGGAGACCUCACAAGACAACAGAAAGGUCCAGCCAGAGAGAAAACCUAUGAAUGUAAAGAAUGUACGAAAACCUUCUACCACCUGUCCUCUCUUAGUAGACACUUGAGAACUCACGCAGGGGAGAAACCCUACGAAUGCAAUCAGUGUGAGAAAUCCUUCUACCAGAAGCCACACCUUGUGGAACAUCAGAAAACACACACAGGAGAGAAACCCUACGAGUGUAACGAGUGUGGGAAGUUCUUCUAUGUUAAGGCAUACCUCAUGGUACAUCAGAAAACACACACGGGGGAGAAGCCGUACGAAUGUAAGGAAUGUAGGAAAUCCUUUUCCCAGAAAUCACACCUCACGGUACAUCAGAGGACACACACAGGGGAGAAACCCUAUAAAUGUAAGGAAUGUGGCAAAUUCUUUUCUAGAAAUUCACACCUCAAAACUCAUCAGAGAACUCACACAGGAGAGAAACCCUAUGAAUGUAAGGAGUGUGGGAAGUGUUUCUACCAGAAGUCAGCCCUCACAGUGCACCAGCGAACUCACACAGGGGAGAAGCCCUUUGAAUGUAAUAAAUGUGGAAAAAACUUUUACUAUAAAUCAGACCUCACUAAACACCAGAGAAAACACACAGGGGAGAAGCCUUAUGAAUGUCAGGAAUGCGGUAAAUCCUUCUCUGUGAAUUCAGUCCUCAGAUUACAUCAAAGGACUCACACAGGAGAGAAACCCUAUGAAUGUAAGGAGUGUGGGAAAUCCUUCUCUCAGAAGUCACAUUUUAUCAUACAUCAGAGAAAGCACACAGGGAGAAACCCUAUGAAUGUCAGGAGUGUAGGAAAACUUUUAUCCAGAAAUCAAAGCUCACUGCCCAUCAGAAGACACACACAGAGGAAAAAAGCUUAUAAACAGCAUGAAUUGGGAACUUUUUUCUGAGUUCAUCCUUCAGAAUAAUCAGAUAAUUCACACAAGACCAAAAAACUUAGGAAUAUCAUCUAUAUGGGAAAGUUUUAGUCAUAAGAGUUUUUCUUGACAGCAAAUACACAAAAAUUCUUUGAAUCUAGAAGGAAGAAAUUUUUACCAUAUGUUAGACUUUAGUGUCAGACACUCUACAAAUUGUAAAGCGUGAGAGAGACCAUUCUUUUAGAAGUCACAGUAUACUGUACAACAGAAAUCACAUGAGAGAAGAACAAAUAAAAAAAAAGAAGGUCAGGAACUUUCUGGUCAGGGCAGCCAUCACUAGAUAUCCCAAAGCUCACGUGAAUGAGAGCCUCCUAUCCGUGUCCAUCCUGAGCUUCAGAAAUACUUUACAGGUGGACUCCAAACGCUCAAAGGGGUGACUAGACGUCGAAACAGAUCCAGAAGCCCUUCUUGAGAAGUGACGUCUCUGUGACCUUCAGAUGAGCGAUGCCAGGAUAGAACCAUCGCAGACAUCUCAAAUACGUCAGUUUCCUGACAAACACUCAGUAUCUGUAUUGGGUGAGAGUGACCGUUAUGCCAGAAGUCAUGUUGCAGCGACUGGAAUUGUGAGGGUUGGGUUAUUUUUUUCUUUGAAGAAACCUGCAAAUGUCUAGAUAGAUAGAUAGAUGAAGCUUUUUAAAAAGCACAGACCCAUUGAGAAGCCGGGUGACAUCCUUAAACUCACAUGAAAA